AUGGCUUCGGAGAAGGACUAUGACGAAGUGCAGCAAACUAUCUUCACAGCCGGGGCAGGCAAUGCUCUGCAGGCAGCUGUCGCAUCCAUAGUGCGCCGGCCCCUCGACGAGGUUCCAAACUUUCUCGAAGAUCCAGCUGGCUAUGACAAGGCCUGCCAGACCUGGCUGGCAGCACAGCGAAUGACCUGGCGAAAGAUUUCGCUGGAAGAUGGGCGACUUCCGCGAGAUGCUGUAACUUGUGUGGGGAAGCUCUGCGUACUGCGCGGGACGUCCCCGCGUGGCGAUCAUGGCCAUGUGGUCGUGGCGCGGGCCUGCGAGACGGGGCUCCACGACCCCUACCCUGGCGAGCUGGCCGCCGACAUGCUGAAGCCUCCCUUUGUCUGGGCCGCUGUGAUCGAAGCUGAAUCGGCAUAG
Symbiodinium necroappetens is the source of this 414-nucleotide messenger RNA. NCBI's taxonomy places the organism in Eukaryota, Dinophyceae, Suessiales, Symbiodiniaceae. The record is from the annotation of a GenBank genome assembly.